Molecule: messenger RNA, 2926 nt
Organism: Pseudogymnoascus verrucosus
Lineage: Eukaryota; Fungi; Ascomycota; Leotiomycetes; Thelebolales; Thelebolaceae
Exons: 3
Coding region: 1-2820 (939 amino acids)
Source: RefSeq, a predicted model, not a curated record
AUGGCUGGUAACCUGACUUCUCCUUUUCAAGGACUCAAUGCCAAUGUCCCUCCCAGAGUGGUGACUGCUCUUUCGUGUGAACAAUUUCUUUACAGUUUGGCAAGAACACCCAGUCCUGCUCGCUUUCAAAGGCCUCGUUCCAAUGCUCAGAUUCUUUCUGGCCUGAAUAAUACUUUUCAAACUCGUGAGAUCAGAGAUGGCGCGAUUGACUCUCCUCACGAUGCUCCAAGUGCCUACGGACUUAACUCCGUAGAGGGUCCAAACUCUGAGCCUGUCGGGGAAAACCCUGUCCCUCAAGUAGAACAAAUCGUGGACGGAGCGAACAAACGACAGUAUUUGAUACCAAAUGAAACAGCGGCCAACUUCCAGAGACUGGCUCCAGAAGUCGAGUCCAGAUCUAACUUUCAUGCUGCACAAAUACCAACCCCAAUUAGCGAAAGAAAAACUGUUGAAGAGUUGGGCAAGACAGCUGUUGCUUCAGUUGAGCUUGAAGAAUGUAAUACUUCAUUUGAUCUCGGUGAUGAAUCUGGGUACGACAGCAACGAUUCGUCCGGGGAGGAGUCAGCUUCUCUUUAUACCAAUACCAAUAUACCCCUGAGUGGCAGCAGUGAGUUGGAUCAUGCAACAACUCAGUCAAUCAGAGUGGGUUGCCUCGACUCAAAUACACGUAUUCAAAAGCCUUCUCUAGGUCAGCAAGAUGAAUCAUCAGUUAUCAAUGGGAGCCCCAUUGUAACAGAUACAGAUCAAACUUCGCCAGGCCCGUCAAAGAAAAGGCUAAAACGACCUACUCGGACUAGUUAUAAAACACUGGCACAGGAUGAUGCUUUGGAGACCAUUCAGGAGGAAAUACCUGAAGAUAUCGUUCCGGAACGAAUAUGCCGUACUUUUAAUCAGCUACAACUGACAGAAGAAAGGGCCGUGCAGAGGAGCAAUCCAGAGUCUGGAGAAUUUUUGUUCGAUGAUGACAGCUCCGUAAUAGAAAGUCAGCAUGUAGUCCCAGAGGCUGCUCUGCUCAGCAUACGGCAAAAGCGAUUUCCGGAAAUCAGCCCCCAAAUGCCACGCAAAAAACGAAAGAGGACUUAUCCAAAAACAAAGAUGAUGUCUUCUAGGAUCCAUUUCAAAGACCUAACGCUUAUAAGCCGUGCCUCAAAACCACCGGAUUGUCCCAAGCCGGUACCAACCAGACUUGACUUUUGUGACGGUUUCGAGGGUGAAGAAUCUCAACCCAUCGGGCGCACAAAAGCGACAUCUCGGCCACGUCGAUUACCUAUGCCAGGUGUCUUGAGACGAUCAAAGGGGUACUCAUGUCAGCUUCCACUGGUUCAAUCAAGAACCUUUGGUGAUCAGCAAUCCGUACAAGAAGGAAAUUGGGACUUCAAAGAGAGAGUUGACAUUCGAUUUGGACGAGAACAUCUUGCAGAUGACUCAAGCUAUGGCCAUAAAGAACAGCAAAACAGCACCAGAGGUGCCAAACAAGGCGCAGCUAUUAUUAGUCAACCAACCGUAUGGGAUACCAAGCCGGCAGGCCAGAUGUCUGAUGCCGACCCGGAAAACAUCGCUGGCUACAUGUCCCCAUCAAUUGUAGAGGACGCCGGCAUGGAUAUGGAUCCUAACCCACACUCUGAGGGAUCUGAUAAUGAUAGUAGUUUUUCGGAUUCGAUGCAGUUAGAAACUUCACCGAAAGCCACAACAUUUAAACGCCACGUAACGUUUAAUAAAGACGUGGAAGUGAUUCGCCAACAACUGUCCAUGGUUUCGGCACCGCUUCCAACAUCGACAGCAAGUUCGGACGAUGAGUCUGAUGAGGACCACAUAGAUGAAGAUGAUGAUAAUAACCAUAGCGAGGGGUCAGAUAGUCACGCAUCAGAAAGCGGUAGUGAGGCUGGCUCUAGCGCCGACGAACACUCCAUCGAGCCAUCCUCGCCGCAACAUGACCGCAGGUCUUUAAACUUUACACUGCCUUCCACCCCUAUCCGAAGACGGAUUCCAACAGAAGCCUCGGAAUCUUCAAGUGGUGAUGAAGCUGAUGCUGAGAUGCUGGAUGGUGAGAUGAUUCUUGAUGACACUGCCAGUAUGGUCUCUAAAAGAUACCAAGUAUCAGAUGCGGUGCAUUUAUGGGGAGAGAACUAUGAUGAUGAAAGGAUGAAUUUGAGUCCGAGCUGUCCUUGGGCGCCGCGGCGGCCAACUAUCGCCCGCCAUAGAAUUGAGGUCGACGAGGAUAUUUUUGCAUCUCCAUCUUCCAGAGUGCCGAGGCAGAAAACCGUCAACAAUAUAAGACUCAUCCAAAGCCAAAUGAGACUCAAUCAAAGCCAAAUGGAUUGGAGUCCAACACAGCUCGCCACCCCUAUGCCUCAUUCUGAGAGAUACCACAGAGAGCCUUCCAUUGAACUUGCUGAUGCUGAUUGGCCGCCUCGCUCCUUUUUCUCGCAGUCCAUGGCAGAUUCGCAGGCCUCGAGUGUGGUGCAUCACAGUCACCAGUCUAGGCAGUUUAUGGUGACGGAUGUUCCAAGCUACUUCACCGCGGCAUCCCAGAAUUUUAAUCAGCCACCAUAUUGGUCAACGGCGCUGGCAAUGCGGUCAAAAUCAGUGCCGUUGAGAUCGCAGUAUUUCGAGAACUAUGGACAGAAUUGGGACGGCGAUGAAAAUAUUCUUAGCAAUUUUGUGCCUGAAAAAAAGGUCGCAUCAUUUAUGGGAAGUCAGGAUGAGAGGGGCACAAGCUUGAGGGCGUUGACGAGGCAUAUCAGUUUCGGGUUUGGGACUCCAAGGGAAAGACGUAGGAAUCCUUUGUUACCGUUCAGGCCGCCAUUAAAACAUAUUUAAAGGCGCUAUAUUUGUGUAUCAUUACAAGAUUUUGGAGCCAUAUGGCUAGAUGAUGGAUGGCAUUGAAAAUGUGCAAUUGCUGUCUUGCUAUUUUUUUAUCAAACGG